Molecule: messenger RNA, 5452 nt
Organism: Alligator mississippiensis (American alligator)
Lineage: Eukaryota; Metazoa; Chordata; Crocodylia; Alligatoridae
Product: butyrophilin subfamily 1 member A1
Exons: 8
Coding region: 493-1911 (472 amino acids)
Molecular function (GO): protein binding
Source: RefSeq, a predicted model, not a curated record
AUGCAAACAAGACAACCUUUGGCUCUUUAAAAACAUUUAAAUUGAGGAAUUUACCAUGUUUUAUUGCUAUAGAGUCUAAAGGUUAAAAUGAUUCAGGCUUCUAGUCGAAAAACAAUGCAGGAGCUGCCAUGAAAACAUGGAUUCCUUUGACAAGUAAAAUACUCAUAAUGAAAAAGAAAAGGUUUACUAUCUACUAGAAAAGUCAACAUGAACACAGAGAGAAAGACUCAUCUUUUGUGGAAAUAAAAAUGUCAAUCUCAUUGGGAUCAUAGGUAUUUCUUUAAGAAGAUUACAUAUCUCUGCACCCUGAGCAGGAAUCUAUUGGGACUCAGCUGCUGAUUUUCUUCAUUACCUUUCAAAGUUGCUGAAGGGAGUUAUAGAAGGGGACUCACAAACCCUAUGUAAGAGGAAAGUCUGGUAUCUGAUUCUUCAGAGACACAGCUCCACUACCACAAACACCACUACCUCAUCUGUUCACUUGAGAAAACUAGAAUGAAACGUAAAAUUCCCUUCCUCCAUUGGGAUUCUCUUCCCAGCUUCAUCAUUUUCCUCAUUUCUCUCCCUCUUCAUAAGCUGGACUCAGCCCAGUUUACAGUGCUUGGACCUGCCACCCCUAUCACUGCCAUCGUGGGUGAGGACAUUGUGUUACCCUGUUACCUGUCCCCUAGGAUGAGCGCUGAGAACAUGGAGGUGACGUGGUCACGACCCCAAGUCUUAUCAGCUGGACAUCUGUACCAUGAUGGAAAGGAUCAUACUGAGUUUCAGAUGCCACAAGAUCAGGGGAGGACCGAGUUUCUCAAAGAGAACAUUGCCAAUGGAAGUGUUGCUUUGAGAAUACGUAAUGUCAGACCCUCCGAUGAAGGACAAUAUGAAUGCUUUUUUCAGUCAAGUACUUUUUAUGCAGGAGCCACAUUGGAGCUGAAGAUAGCAGGUUUAGGCUCCAAUCCACACAUCUCAAUUGAGGAUUAUCAGGAUGGAGGGAUUCAAGUAGUGUGUCAGUCUACUGGCUGGUACCCUGAACCAGAGGUGCUGUGGAGAGAUGCUACUGGGAAGCAUUUACAAUCUCUAUCUGUAAGAAAAUCUGAAGUGGAGAACGGCUUGUUUGAAAUACAAGCCUCUAUCAUUAUUGCGCAGCAUACCAAUCAGAAGUUGUCCUCUUGUAUCCAGAACAGACAGACCAAUCACGAGAAAGAGUCGACAGUUUACAUAUCAGAUAUAUUUUUCCCAAGGAUGAAUCCCUGGAUCCUAGCCCUUUCUUUGAUUCUGGGGCUUUUGUUUCUUUUCAUUGGCCUUACUGUUCAUCUCUUUAAGAGAAAAGGGAAACUUACUGCAGAAAUUGGGAAGCUUACUGCAGAAAUCGGCUGGAGACAAUGUACUCUACCUAUAACACAAGAAAAUGUGACUUUGGAUCCAGACACAGCUCAUCCCAUCCUCACUCUGUCCAAGGAUCAGAAAAGUGUGAGAUGGGCAGACAAACAGCAGGAUCUGCCUGACAAUCCAGAAAGAUUUGACACGUGGCGCUGCGUGCUGGGCUGUGAGGAGUUCACCUCAGGGAGACAUUACUGGGAGGUGGAGGUAGAGGGUAAGGGAGAUUGGGUUGUGGAGGUUGCCAGAAGGUCUAUGAAGAGGAAAGGAGAGAUCAUUUUUAACCCUGAGGAGGGGAUCUGGGCAGUGCAGAUGUGGGGAGGUCAGUAUAGGGCUUGCACCUCCCCGCUGAGCCCCCUGACUCUGAGAGAAGUCCCCAGGAAAAUCAGGGUAUAUCUGGACUACGAAGGGGAGGAGGUGACAUUUUUUGAUGCUGAUAAGGGGACCAAAAAAAUCUUCACUUUUCCACAAACCUCAUUCUCCGGGGAGAGAAUCUGUCCAUGGCUUGGGAUGGGUGCAGGACUUCGGCUCACACUGCAUCCCUGACCUGGCGAGGAGGGCACAAAAACAUUUCAAGUAUACAGUCCAAGACAGAGACAGAGCAAGAUGUCUUGAUGACAAGCAGUGGUGCUUGACUCGGGGUUCUGCAGUAAGAAAUGGGCAGCCUGCGAUCUCACCCCUCGUCCAGAGAAAGGGCUGAGACACAUUCUGUAAAGAAUACCAGUAAUUUACACUAAAGAUACCCUGACAUUGGCUCUCUAAAAUGGGGCUUGGGGGUCAAUGUUCAAGAUAGCUCCAGUUUUGUCCCACUCUAAAUAAUAGAUGGAAGAGCUUGGAAGCUCUUUCUGCAUUGUGUGGAGAGUGGUGACAGUGGUUAAAGCAACCUGCUACAGCUUUGGAGAUGUAAGUAAGAUGCUGCCACACUUGGCACAACAGCACCCUGCGCUGCCCCGUGCAUCACAGCUGCCCUGAGCACAGCGCUUCCCUGAGCACUGCUGACCAUGGUUAUUCACCCCAGAGAGCGAGGGAAGGUUUCUACACAGCUGAGGGUGCAGCCAGUCCUUCUAAACCCAGAGUCAUUGCUCUGGUGGUUGGGCACUUGGCCAGAAGCAAAGUAUCUGAGCUCAAGGAGCCCCACACACAGAAACAUUUGGAACUGGCAUCUCAGAAAAGGGCUCUAACUACCAGCCCACUGGUUAGGCAGACUGAGAUAUGUGGGCCAGGAGGCUCCAGCCAAGGCAGAGGUGCAUGGCUCAGUGAGAGAGGUGCUGCCCACAGCGAGAGUUUUGGGUUCUAGUCAGGGUCCCAAGAGGGCAGUAUCCUACUCACUGCUCUCAAUCCAUUCAGCAAAGGACCACUAAAUGCAAGGUGCAGCAGCUCCAUUUUAAGAGUAGGACUGCACAGGACUUGGCCUGAUCUCUAGCCUGUGGACUAUUGGUUAAAACACUUUGGCAGAAAGCAAAAAAUGUAGAAAUGUAGAUUCAAUGCCCUUUGACGGAAUAGUUUCUGCAGACAUGGGUCUUCAGUUCCCUGAGCAAGUGCCCUACUUUCUAAGUGUUGAAACUGCUGCCUGGAAAGGCCUUCCUCCAUUUUACUUUCAUCAGGUCCAUGUGUAAGACAAGUCUACAUAACCAUGAGGCAAAAUCGAUCCCCAGUCAAGGCUUUGUCUAGCUGGGGUUUGAAAACCUCCAAAGAUGGAGCUUCCACCGAUCUCUGGGUAACCUGGUCCAUGGUUUUACUACCCCCCUAGUGAGAAUUUUUUUUCUAAUAUCCAACCUCAACUUCCCUUGCUGCAAUUUGAGACCAUUGCUCCUUUCCUGUCAUCUGCCACCACUGAGAACAUUCCAUCUCCCUCCUCUUUGGAGCCACCCUUCAGAUAUUUGGAGGCUGCUAUUAAAUCCUGUCAGUCUCCACUUCUCUCGACUAAAUAAGCCCAGUUCCCUCAGUCUUUCCUCAUCAGUCAUGUCCCCCAGCCCCCACACCAUUUUCGUUGCCCUCCAUUGAGCAGUCUAAUUUGUCCACAUCCUUUCUGUAGUCAGGGGGCCCAAAAACUGAACACAGUACUCCAGAUGUCAAGUCACCAGUGCCAAAUAGAGGAGAAUAAUCACUUCCCUUGACCUUAGGCAGCAGAGGCCAGGGCUAACGGGGCAGCGGUGGCAGCACAGAAGACUACAUGUGCCCCCUGGGAUUUUUGCUAGGGGCAGAGGUGGGCUGCUGCUGUGGGCUGGACUCUGCACCCUGGAGUCAAGCACAAUGCCACGUGCCUUCCACACGCUGGCUGCACCAGUGCUGCAUCCCUUGUCUGCCCAGCAGUGGGAGACAUAUAACAUGGUGCGUGGCUCCAAGGCAGUAGCUGCAGGGUGCAGAGGCUCAAGCCCUCAGUGGCAGCCUACCUCUGCAAUGCCCCUGGGGUGCACGCAGCAGCAGAAACCCCCCAGACCCUCGGGAUGAGCCGCUGAGGCUCUGACCUUCCAACGACCUGUCCUGGUUUUAGGGCCCCAUUCACCCCAGCCUCUGCCCUUGCCUCUUGCUAAUUCCCUCCCUCACUGUGGGGGCCUCAAUCUACCCUGCACACACCCCUUCCACUUCACAGACUUACCUGCUGGAUUGUGUGCGUGUGUGUGUGUGUGUGUGCGUGUGUGUGUGUGCAUGCGUGCAUGUGUGUGUGUGUGUUUAGAAGUAUAUUUUAAGUAUUAGCUUUACUCAGUGCCCCCGCCCCCCAAAUAACAUUUUCUCUCUCUGCCUCUGCAAUGACCUACUGGCAACACACCUACCGAUGCAGCCCAGUAUGCUGUUAGCCUUCUUAGUAACAAGGGCACACUGCUGGCUCAUAUUCACCUUAUUGUCCACUGUAACCCUGAGGUCCUUUUCUGCAGAGCUGCUGCCCAGCCAGUCAGCCCCUGGCUGUGCUGCUGCAUGGGAUUGUUUUUCCUCAGUGCAGGACUUUGCACUUGUCCUUGUUGGGCCUCAUGAGAUUCCUUUUGGCCCAAUCCUCCAAUUUGUCUAUGUCACUCUGAAUUGUAGCCCUACCCUCCAGCGUGUCUACUACUCCCCCCAGCUUGGUGUCAUCUGCAAACUUGAUGAGGGUGUACUCUAUGCCAUCUUCCAGGUCACUGAUGAAGACAUUGAACAAAACUGGCCCUAGGACCAACCUCUGUGUCACUCCACUUGAUGCCAGCUGCCAUCUGGACAUUAAGCCAUUGAUUACUACUUUCUGAGCCUGAGGCUCCAGCCAGUUUUCUGUCCUCCUUACAGUCCAUUCAUCCAACCUGUGCUUCCUUAGCUUGCCUGUGAGAAUGUUGUGGGAGACCGUAUCCUGAGACCCCUUUGUUGCGCUCUGCUGGACCCUCUCCAAUUUGUCCACACCCUUCCAGACCAGUGUUGAAUAGAGAGGAAUAAUAAACAGCUUAUUGUCCACUAUAACCCCCAGGUCCUCUUCUGCAGAGCUGCUGCCCAGCCAGUCAGCCCCCAGCCUGUACAUACGUGCAUAAACAGAGAAUUACACAGGCUGCUGCUGCAUGGCAAAAUUGUGAAGCAGCAUAAGGUUUAAGCAUGAAUCACUGCUGGUUUGUGAUGCUCUCAGCCCUAAGUGGCUCUGUAACACAUGGUAGGAGUGACAUCCCAACUUCCGUGCUCUCUCAGACACAGCUCUAUGCUCAGUCUGUGAGAGACGGCCUGAGUCAGACACUGAUGGUGAAAGUGUGGCUGGAGUAUCAAUGACCCCUGGAUUGGGUAAGCCCGAGAACUGGGGAGUCACCAAGGUUUGCCAGAGAGGGAUAAAAGGCAGUGAAGAAUGACCCCCAAUGGUGCCCUCUUUGUCCUGAUGAACACCCUGCCUGUCCAACCAGAAGGACCAGCCGGAGACCCCCUUCUGAAGCAACAUCACACUGAAAGACCCCUCAACUGGCCAUCAAUGGUGGAGUCGAGUGCUUGGGGAUAGGUAUAUCUCGACAUCAGUGCUUAGUGUUCAUAGCUACCUACUGGGAGCGUGUGUGUGUGCAUGAAUGUUUGUGUGUUUGAAGGGAUCAGCACCAAGGUUUAUUGUCUGACUUUUGCAUCCAUCCAAUAAACUAGAAUUUUAUGACAA